GAAGAGCUGAGGAAGGAAUGUCCUAACACGCGUGAUGCUAGAGAUAAAAAGGGAAGUGCUUGCAGCUUGAAUUUAGCCCUUUUCCUGAAUCUCUCUCCAUCCUCGUCCUGCAACAUCUUGCUGCUGCUUCAGCCUUAUUAGAGCUAUAUUAUAGCUAAGUUGCUCUGCAGCUGCAGCAAUCAGGCUGAUCUCAUCUCUUGAGUGCAGCAGGACUGAAUUCAAAUUCUAAUUGUGCGAGAGUGAGUGAGGACUUUGUUGGGAACUCCUGCCAGAGAGAGAGACGGGGACUAACAAAGUGAGCCAUCGAGGGGAAACGCUAGGGCUCAGUGUGGUCCUAGAGGAGAGUGGUGAACCACAGAGGUAAGAUGAGUCUAAACAACGGCCAAAGUCUGACUGUCGGCGGACAAGAUUUCACCAAGAAUGGAGGCAACAGCAGCCGACCCCCUUGGGAAGAUGCGAGGGCAGUUUUGAGGCCCUCGACCCCCACCAGGAAACCUAAAUCACCCAAGCCUGAAAAUGCCAUCACCAUCGCCGUGUCAUCUCGAGUCCUCUUCAACAUGGAGAAGGAGCAGCAUAUCUAUGAACAGCAAGGCAUGGAAGAGUACAUCAAGUACCAAGUGGAGCACGAAACGGAGGCGUUCAGCCCUGGACCUGCUUUCUCCUUUGUCAAGGCUCUGGAGGCUGUGAACGCUAAACUGAGGGAGCUUUACCCCGAGAGCGAGGAGCUCUUUGAUGUUGUGCUCAUGACCAACAACCACGCAAAUGUGGGCCUAAGACUCAUCAAUACCAUUAAUCACCACCAGCUGUUUAUUGAGCGCUUCUGUAUGACUGGAGGAAACAGUCCCAUAGGAUACUUGAAGGCCUAUCACACUAAUCUUUACCUGUCUGCUGACCCUGUCAAGGUUCGUGAAGCUCUGGCAGAAGGUAUAGCAGCAGCCAUCAUGUUCACUCCGGAGAAGAUGAAGGAAGUGUCGGACACUCAGCUCCGUGUUGCCUUUGAUGGCGAUGCCGUCCUCUUCUCAGAUGAGUCUGAGCGGAUUUGCAAGGCCCAUGGACUGGACAAGUUCUUUGAGCACGAGAAGGCGCAUGAAAACAAGCCUCUAGACCAUGGGCCACUGAAGGGCUUCCUGGAGGUUUUAGGAAAGCUCCAGAAGAAGUUUUACGGCAAAGGUCAGCGGCUGGACUGCCCUAUUCGAACCUACCUCGUGACAGCUCGGAGUGCAGCCAGUUCUGGUACCAGAGCCCUAAAAACGCUGCGCUCCUGGGGUCUGGAGAUCGAUGAAGCUCUCUUUCUUGCCGGCGCGCCCAAAGGCCCAAUGCUGGAGAAGAUCAGGCCACAUAUCUUCUUCGAUGACCAAAUGUUUCACGUGGAGGGGGCAGCAGAAAUGGGGACGGUGGCGUGCCACGUGCCAUAUGGGAUCGCUCAGAGAGUAGUAAAAAAGGGAACAAAGGACAAAGAGACUCCUAAUGCAUCCAAAUAGCUGAGGUAUCACUGUGCAGGAGCACAGUAUACAGGGGCAUUGGCAUUUAGCAUGAUUUUACUACUGGAAGAAGUACGCUGUCCUGGAUUAACAGUGCAGGUAGUUAAUGCAAUAUCACAUAAUUAAAAAUAUAUAUGUUAAUAUUUAUCAAAGCAUUUAUUUUUCGCUAACACAUCAUUAUUAUUUUUAUCAGCAAGUAAAAAAUUUACAGGUUGUAUCAAAUGGCUUUAUUAAUUAAUCUUACGGAUUUACAUUAAGAUAUUAAACAGACAUUAAACGUUUAUAUUGCCAGGUUAUAAUAAUUUCUUUUAACUAUAUAACAGGGAUUGCUGUAGAAAAUGCUGUUAACAAUUUUUUAUAAAACAUAAUAAAACACAGAAUUUAUUGACAGAAUAAAGAAUGAACUUUCCACAAAGAGAUUCGAGUCAACAUGAAUUAAUCGUCAUCUUAUUCUGUUCUAUUAAAUCUGAAUAAAUCAUUCAGGCACCAUUAUUAAAAGUCGUUAGUCAUAAAACCCUUAAUCAAGAUGAUGUCCUAUUAUAACCUGUUUCUUAAAGUGGCAUUUCAAUUUAACAUUUAUUCUUGGUGAUUCAUCUUCCGUACGAAACAGAUAUUCAUUUAUUUUCUUUACUGCUAUAUGUUUAAGUGACAUAUCUUAUAAAAGAGAAAAAACUAUUUCAAAGUAUUGGAAAUACUCAUACAACUCUAAAGGAUAAAUUUAUUAGACUCUAUAUUUAUUUCUAAAUAAUAAUAUUUAGACUCCAGGAUACUAAAGAAACAUGAAGGAUACAUUUUUGUUUUGUGGAUUUGUGCAAUUCAUUCACUUUAAUUCUUGUCUUCAAGUUUGAGUUUUGCAAGCUGGUGCCUUCUGUUGUUGUCUUCUGUUGUAUUAUGAUGUAUGCUUUUAUGUGACUUUUGCAUGUUGGUGGUAUAUAUGCUGUAUAUGUAGGUUAUAUGAAUGUACCUUAAGAUUUAAUAUUUUUGAAAAUAUGUACGUUACUUUUUAUUUAUUUAAUGUUUCUCCUUGUUCACGAUGACAGAGAGAAGUCUAAAUAUAUUCAGCGUUUACUAACCGUUACCAUGUGCAGUUUUAAUUUCUACUACUUUCUCCUGAAGUGCCGAAAGUUCAGUGUCCCAAGUUUUCAUUUGUCUGCCUCUGUCUGUCUAGUUUUGUCAUGAAGUUGUGUUGAUGCUGUUGCACUUUAUCGUUCUGUGAAUGAAUGUGAAGAAAGUUGGUGUUGAAUGAGACCAAUGUUGCUGUCAGAUGCGAAGUCUGGUUAAAAGUGGGACAAAUGUGUAGCUGUUUUUCUGUUUCAAAAUGGAAGUAAAAACCUUG
Molecule: messenger RNA, 2817 nt
Organism: Oreochromis aureus
Lineage: Eukaryota; Metazoa; Chordata; Actinopteri; Cichliformes; Cichlidae
Product: cytosolic 5'-nucleotidase 1A-like
Exons: 6
Coding region: 366-1481 (371 amino acids)
Biological process (GO): nucleotide metabolic process; adenosine metabolic process
Cellular component (GO): cytoplasm; cytosol
Molecular function (GO): magnesium ion binding; 5'-nucleotidase activity; nucleotide binding
Source: RefSeq, a predicted model, not a curated record